GUCUCUCGGUUACCCGCUUGACUAGACCGCACUGUUGCAACUGUCUGACGGACUUGAAGGCAGAGAGCUCAAGCUGUAGCAGGAAGAUGUUGUGGUUCAUGGAGGGAAUGUGCUUUCUCCCUGUGUCUCUUGUCAUUGUGUCGUCGUUUUCUUUUAUUGUCUGCUAUGCCAUUGCAACUCUGGAGCGUCACGUCGACCCUGUGUUCCCGUACAUCAGUGACACAGGAGUACAGGUUCCAGAAAGUCAAAUCUUUAGCCUUUUGAUUACAUUUGCAGCCAUUUUAGGAGUGGCUACAAUGUAUACAAGAUACAAGAUACUUGAGAAGACAAAUGACCAAAUGUCAUGCUGUCACCGCAUACUGAAUACAAUAACACUGAUAGUUGGCAUUUUUGGUUGUCUAGGAAUGCUCACUGUUGCCACUUUUCAGGAAAACACAGUCAGAAUAGUUCAUGACAUAGGAGCCUUUAUAGCCUUCUUCUUUGGAGUUCUUUAUAUUGGCCUUCAGUCCUUGAUAUCAUUUAAGAUGUGUGAAAAUGGAAGCACGAGGACAAUGUGCCUUCUGCGAUUGGCCAUCUUCAUCAUUUCCUUUAUUGCAAUGUGGCCAAUGUUUGUGUGUGGAGGUUUGCUGACAGAUUCAACUUUGCACUGGCAUAAAGAUGAUAAGGGCUACACAAAGCAUAUCAUAAGUGCAGUUUGUGAGUGGAUCGUAGCUUUUGGGUUUGUCUGUUUUUUCUUGACCUACAUCAGAGAAUUUCAGAGUGGAAUCACUUCUGGCACUUACGGGAUUCGACCUUCCGAUUACCAGCGCAGAUCCCACCCUGCCUCACAGCCACCACUCCGCCGAGAGGUUAACAGGAAGUUCCAAAUUGGCCCUGCAGUGGACUGCUGCUUUUUCCAGGGCUGUUUCUUGCCCAUUUCCCUGAAUUGGAUUAAGUGGGUUUGAGAUUAAGAUGAAUUUACCGGGAAGUAAUUCCCAAAUCCAUGUGGGAUUUGAAUGUUCUUGUGCACACAUUUGUUUUCCCAACUCUCCAUCCCCAUCCUAAAGGCAAGCAAGUCUGGCUGGGGGUGUCUCAGAACUGGCCUGGUGUGAAUAGUUUUCACAGGAGGGGCCCUUACCAUAUGCAUUCACUGCAAGGCUGGAGCCCACCAGGAACAGCUAGAAACUUCAUCACAGGGCAAACUAAUGCACACAACCAGUUUAAAGACGCACCUCAGCCAAACUUCCACAUCUGUGAGAUGAGAGAGAAGACUGGAGCACUGAGAGGGGGAAAAAAAAAAAAACAGAUGGGGACAUGGGGAGCAGGUGCCAGUGGCACACAGACAGGGGGGCAGGCAGGGACUGAAACGGUAAUGUAACAAAGCUAACCGCCACACCACUGAAAAUCAAUGGAUGGACAAAGUCGAUGAGGGUCUGUGCUUGAGAUACCUCUGUAGGCCAAUUCUGUAAACUCUGCUCCUUGACACCCACCUUAAAGAAGGGAUCCAUAAUUGAAGUCCACAACUUCGUAGCUUCUGCCAAUCAUCUCCCAGUCGCUCAAGGCACACUCUCACCUUUAGUGCAGCCAUUAGCCACUCUCUGCUCCUAUUAAUUCAGACAAUCUGAAAAAGCUUGUUUAAUUCACAAAAUAUAUCACAGCAUCAUCCACCCAGUGCGAUUAAGAGAUAGAUAAUAGAUCCAAUGUGGCCUGUUCUAAUAUUAUGUAUCACGUACAAUGCAAACACACUUUUCUGUUUUGUCUCGAAGGAGUAACACCCAAACUCAAAACUCUCAAUGAACACUUGGUGUCAUUUUAUCUUCUAAGAGUCUUGCUUGUUCUUUCUCUGGCUAUCCCUGUCUACACUGUAUCCUGGUCUUAUAGGAUUCUGUAUUACACUGAAUCAUGUAAAAUGAAUUCCAUAAGGAAUUGAUGGAGAGAUAAACUGUUAUUGGGAGACACUUGUGUUCAUGGCCAGCAUCCUGCAUGUUUUACUAUACAGCAUAUCAUCUAGGGCCAAACACCAUGUUGUGUAUGCACACCUAGGAUUUUCCUUCCUAUAGGUAAUCUGGAAUCUGCGCCAUAUCCCCCCCAAUUCACAAGUUAGUCACUGCCAUUAGAAAGUCUCUUAAAUCCCAUAAUAUUGUGACACAAGUGCAUAAACAUGCCUUUAUUUUGAGCUGUGUUGUUGAAAGGAGACUGACCAGAGGCAGGUCACUUGAAGACGAGUGAGUAGUACCACAAGAUGAGUAAGAGUGCAAGUGCCCCCCAGUGCUGUAUGCAGUCUAAGGCCUUAAAGGGCUGCACUUUAUUGCCACAGCAAUGCCAGUUGUGUGGAGUCUGAUGUCAAACAGGUAAAACAUCAAAAUGAACACACAGUAUAAGGAGAACAAGAAUUACCACUACACACCACCCAUAAACCACCAACUUGACAAAAACACGCUUAUGACAUACUGUGUUUGACUGAUUUGUAUGUUUUACACGUAAAGUGCAGAUGUAUAUAUUUAGUUUAUAUUUAUUUUUUUAUGUACAGUCCCGCCCAUUACCUUUCGUUUUGUUGCUUGAGUGCACCUGCACACCAGUCGUACCAGGAGCAGAAUACUUAGCAGAUGCUAAGGUUACACUGCCAUACUUUCACUUCCUUAUAUAGCAGAAGGAACAAAACCAACAAAUAUCGAAACUUACUUCUCAUGUGUGGUCCUUAGGAAAUGUAAUUAGUCACCAUAUGCUUCCCAAAGACCAGAGACACUCAAGUGCACUGCAGCUUGAACAUUUAAUGCUCUACACAACACUACAGGAAGUUGUGUAUUUUAUUUGGUCAUGCCAGGGUGCAUUUGCCUGUCACUUCCCAAAGACGUGAAUGUUAGGUUAAUGUAGGUGCGAAUGUCCCCUGCAAAAUACUGGUGUCCAUCAGAGUAGAUUUGCUCCCUGUGUCUGGGACUGCUCUGAAAAACUUUGGCUGUGUGGUUGUGAUGGUUAAGACUUGAAACCCUGAGGUUGAGGGUUCAAAUCCUGCUUCUGGCACUGUGUGACCAAUAACAAGUCACUCCACCUUCCUGUGCUCCAAUUGGGGAAAAAAAAAAUGUAACCAUUGUAUCUCAUUGUCAGCCAUCUUACAAGUAACAAACUGUAGCUGAAAUGGAUAGAUAAUGCCACGUGACCACAGAAAUGUGGUAUGGAGCACUUAAAACUGUUACACAUCGUAGUGCAUACCUAAAAGUCAUUAAACACGAAUUUCAAUCUUUACUGUUAAUUUAUUUUAUUAAGGUAUUCCCCAGGUGAGUGGCUCUUUAGCUCUCAGUGCUGUACAAUGAAGCGUGUUGGAGGUCAAAGGAUUCAGUACCAGCUUUGUGCUUCGAUGUACUGCAUGAAUGUGACAUAACCUAACUACACACACAAGAGUCUUUAAUCGGAACUGAAUGCAGGGUUGGUGCUCAAGGGCUGGAAAAUCUAAUAUCAACCCACUGCAGAGCCAAGCAUUUGAUGCAGGCGGUGGAAUUGGCCUAAGUCAGAUGAAGCCCCGGAAUCAUCAUCCACAAAAAGCAAAACAUUUUUCAUCAGGGCAUCAAAAGGUAGCAGAGAUAAAGGCAUCUCUGGCAUUCAGGUAAACUGUUACUAUUGACCGUUUUAAAAAUGACCAUGGCAAAUGGUGUUGUCUGAAAAAAACAUCACAGAUGACAUUCAAGGCUUUCACCACUGAAGGGUGGUGCUUUCAGAGGCACAGAAACAAAGAAAACAAACAGGACCAUCCGCUGUUCAUGCUAAGCCACUCCAGUGUAGAGUCAAACGCUUUCUUUGAAAUUAAAGAUCUAAUCAACUUCAGGCUAAAGGCCCAGAGAUUGUCAGUCAUAGGCUUCAUUUACCAUAAUCUUAGAUAGUCGGGGGAGUUGUGAUGCACUCCCCAAACGGUCCAACUAGUCUGUGACUUGCCCUGACAGAUUCAAACUGGUUGUCACAGAGGUGACAAUCAAUGAACGUUUAGCUGGAAGUACAAUGCAUAUAAUGUAGUGACAAAAAAUAAGAAACGUGGGUGUUUUGGAUCACAAAAACAGAAGGAAGGCUCAUGUUUUAUGUGCAAAAAAAGAAAAGAAACUGCAGCUGAACUCGCUGUAUGUGACGUGUAAAGCCCUUGUACAACACUGGCUCCUUCACAUUGGCUGUUAGAAAAAGGGGUAAGCACACAAUACUUUGGAAAUGUGAAAAUUUGCUACAAAUUCAUGGAAUCAUCUACUUUGACAAAUCAAGUGCUUUCUAGUUAUGUAAUAACAAAUCCUGAAGCAACGAGAUCAACAACUUCAGAUGUCCAGUUGGACAUCCCACCUGACUAGAAAUUGUGUAACGUGACAUCAGUUUAAGUAACAUUUUUCACAGUGAGUGCUGUCACAAGAUGAAUUAGCAGAAUAGACAACAGUAGCAGAAAAUGUGAGUGAAGAUAAAGAAAAAGUUAAUUACUAGUAAGUUAAAGAAAAUCAUGGUGCAGAAUGCAAGCUAGAGAGUGGUACCUGAAAUACAGUAAGUACACAGCAAGAAGCCCCAUCCUGGUUUUAAGGAGAGCAAAGACUGUCAGGAGAAGCUAGCAAGAAGCCCCCGUUCAAGUUUUGUUAUCUGUCAUCACUAGCUGGAGAGCAGCCAUGCUCUGUUGUUUGGAACAGCAAAUUACAACUGUUGGAGCUCCAUGUGCAUAGAAGCUCUUUCAAGUGACAACGGAUUUGUGAAACAAUUGGGUAGUGAGUGCUCAUGGGAGAGGCACAACUGGUGGAAAAGUGGUGUACUACAGCUCUGAGCAGUACACAAUAAGAAAUCCUUCUGUCCAUAGCCCAGAGUUUGUUGCAGACUUCAUGGAUUGUACGCAGUGAUAAUUGCAACAGAUGGGUGUGUCAUGAAGGUCAUGUCAGACUUGCUUCAUUAUCUGGGGGCUUCUUUGUAUGCCACAGAACUAUUAUUAAUAAUUCCUUUUAUGGCCUGUCAAAUCCCUCAGAUUAUAUUGUGCCAGCUUGCAUGGCUUUUACCUGUUAAAAACUACCUAAUAAUCUUGCCUUUUUUGUUGUACUUUAAUUAAAACGUUCAAUGGAAGUUGAAAGAUCUUCACAGACUUAUGUCUGUCAGCAAAUAAAAUCAAAAGGCAAAAGAGGAAA
Molecule: messenger RNA, 5111 nt
Organism: Polypterus senegalus (gray bichir)
Lineage: Eukaryota; Metazoa; Chordata; Cladistia; Polypteriformes; Polypteridae
Gene: dram1
Product: DNA-damage regulated autophagy modulator 1
Exons: 7
Coding region: 87-944 (285 amino acids)
Biological process (GO): regulation of autophagy
Cellular component (GO): lysosome
Source: RefSeq, a predicted model, not a curated record